CCACAAGUGGUGUUUACACGGUUCAAGCUGAAGAUGUUCUGCGAUAUGGAGACAGACGGUGGUGGAUGGACCGUGUUCCAGCGGCGUCAAGAUGGUUCUGUUGACUUCUACCUAGGAUGGAAGAGCUACCGCCAGUGGUUCGGUAAUCUAGACGGUGAGUUCUGGCUUGGCAAUGACAACUUGCAUCGACUCACCGCUCAGGUGGAUUACCGACUGCGUGUCGAUCUUGAGGACUUCGAAAACAACACCAGAUAUGCAGUGUACAACACGUUCGGCGUCGCUGAUGCGAGCACCAGCUACCGGUUGACGGUGGGAAGCUAUUCAGGGACGGCCGGUGAUUCACUGCUGUACCACAAUAACCAAGCCUUUUCAACCCGGGACCGUGACAAUGACUCUUCUUCCGGUAACUGUGCCACUGGUUAUGCUGGCUCGUGGUGGUACAAUGGUUUCCGUUCAAACCUGAACGCCAAUUAUCUGCGUGGGCAAACGAGUGUGUACGGUAAAGGAGUAGUUUGGAGAUCCUGGCGGGGAUAUUUCUACUCACUGAAAGGGAGUGAGAUGAAAAUAAAAGCAUGAAUCCUGCUUAUGUUCCAAAUAGGAAGCAAAUAGAGAUCUUUUCACACAAUCAACCAAUAAAUCGUCAAUAUUAUUUCCAUAAACCCCUUCAAAGA
Acanthaster planci (crown-of-thorns starfish) is the source of this 671-nucleotide messenger RNA. Its product is annotated as ficolin-2-like. The record is from RefSeq and is a predicted model, not a curated record. Lineage: Eukaryota; Metazoa; Echinodermata; Asteroidea; Valvatida; Acanthasteridae.